AUGGACCGGGACAGGGACCGAAAUCGUGACCCACGCGACCGGGAUAGGGACAGAGAUCGUAUGCUUGAUCGAGAUCUGGACAGGAGGGACCGUUUCGACCGUCGUGAUGAUGAUAGAUGGUCACAGCGGGAUGAUAGGGAUCGGUUUGACCGCGCUGAGCCUUGGAAAAAGGAUCGCCUUCUAGCUCGCAUCGACACUAAGACGCCCGCCGUUAUCUCUGCUAACCCGUUAUCGGCUGUAUCCCAGACACCAACUCUAUUGUCCAUCGGUGCGUCCGGUGCCGGCCCUGAAGAAGAGCCUGCUGGACCCCGGAAGGCCAGUAGCACAUCUUCCACCCCCAGAGAAUCAAGAAGGCCGCUGGAAAGGGCAGAGCAUGCCACCCCCAUUCGUACACCCACACACGUAUUACAUGCUACACCCGCUCAGCCCGAGCCUCCCUCUGAACGGCCCACGCCACAGUUCUCUCCUUCUCCUGCUCCUCCGGAAGUGCCUGCCUUUGGUUCUCUUUCUGGUUCUAACGCCCCUUCCGCGGAAACCCCUGAACCGUCGAGAAAACCAUCGCAGCAGCCAGAUGUACCUAAAGAGCGUCCUGACCUCUUCCCUUCUACUCCCAUUAAGCCUCCCACCGCCCCUAGAGCUGAUAGAAUAGAUGCCCAGCAACGUCCAGACAGAAGUAAAACCGAUGUACCUCUUCGAUCAAGUCGGCCGCCGACAGCAUCGCCGGUAGUCCAGCCCAGCUACAUGCUCGAUCACAGUCAUCCUGUCCCCGCGCUUGACCGAAGCAUCACCCAUGAGCCAGCAUCCCUGCAUCUAUACCAACUGGCCCAAGAGCACAACAACAGCGCUCCAAUGGCCAACGACCAGGAGCCAAGAAGACUGUCAGCCACCAGCUCACCGCCAAGUAAGAAAGAGCUUUGGGACGAGGGGAACAGAAGACUGGCACUCGAAAGCCCAUUCGUGCCCGAGGGGGUAUCGAGCAGUAGUGGCCCUGCUGAAGAGGAGGCGAAGCCUUCUAUUACCCCUGUGAACGGAGAGGAGAAUGAGAACAAGGAAAAAGACAAAGGAAAGGAAAAAGAAGUCUCAGAGGCCUCUAGAGACGCCCGUGGGAUUGGAGAUGAAAAUGAAUCUCAACCGAUGCUGGCAGGGGUAUCAGAGAAACUCAUUCAUAAUGUUGAUGAUGAUACGACGAUGCUUGAUGCCCCACCAGCCCGAGAAACCGAAAAAAUAAUAGAAACACACGAUGGACAAGAGCAACAGAUUCCAAUGCUCUUUGAUGAACCCAGUGAUCAACAAUCUGACGAUGAUGAUGCCCUUGAUGAAGAAGACUUCAACCAAUCUGAACAACGUUUUGAAAAGGAAAUGUUGACUCUAAUGUCAGACAUCCCCCCCCCUACGCUCCAGGACCCAGUUGUUGUCGACCUGCUUUUGAAGAUCCAGAUGCUGGGGAUGAUAGCUGAUGGCGCUGCUCCACCAUAUCUUGACCAGCCAGGUGCUGCUAUGGAGAUUGAAAGUCCUGAUAAGCCAAUUGCUAUUAUCCCACUAUCAGGUAAGGAAGCGGAAGAGGUUGAACUUAUGGAGGAAUCUAGGCCUAUAGAGAACUCCGCUGGAACGGCAGUGACUAUCCCUAUCAUAGAGACAAAGGCGGUUGAAUCGCUGCCAUUCUUAUCCUCCGGCCCUCCGACACCGUUUUCUGAUAUGGAGACUUUACAGGAAAAUUAUAAACUUCAUGAUCGUAUCAAGGACUCGCUGUUAGAAGACAUAAUAAAGCAGAGAAAUGAAGUCGCAAAACAGCAUGCCGCUUUGCGUCAGGAGUAUGCACGGUAUUACAAGUCCUGGAGGCUGAAGGUCCGCGAGAUGGAUAGAAAGAAAGAAGAGGCGAGAAAGGCUGACUCGGUAUCGUCCUCGACUCCCCCGCCUCCUCUGGCGUCUGCUGCGGCUGUCCCUAUAAUCGAAGGAAGACGGGGCUACAAGCUAAACAGUGAGCUAGACUUUCAACUUGCUCUAAAGGCAUCAGCAAUUACUGCGCAAGAGGAGUCGGAACGACGGCGUGACCAAGAAGCCACUGUAAACCCCGACAUGACUCGCGAAGCACGAAUCCCAGACAUGUUAGACGAGUAUCAAAAGAAAGCAAGUCUCUUCCAGGAUACGAACCAAAUCGUCGAUCCGGCCGAUGCUUUUACUGUCUUUGCUUUUCAUCCUCCACCUAACGAUUUUACCCCAGAAGAGCACAAAGCGUUCACAGACGCUUUUAUGGCUCACCCUAAAAAAUGGGGCAAGAUUGCUGAACUAUUACCUGGCCGUACUUUCCAGCAGUGUGUGAUGCAUUACUAUUCUACUAAGGAGGAGAUUAAGUAUAAAGCCAAGCUUAACAAGAAGUGGACACGCAAGGGACGAGCAAGGAAGACUGCAAGGGCACCCAAAUCUAACGCUCUCAUGGCAGAUCUGGGAAUCCGGCCUGCUUACGAUGCGGAUGAUACUGAGACACCAGUGGUCACUGAUACGGGCAGGCCAAGACGUGCCGCUGCACCGACAUUUGGUGACUCGAACGCUGAUACAGAAAGUAACACCCCCACACCGGCGCCUGGGAAGCGCGGAGGCGCAAAGGACUCAAGCGACCAGCCUACUGAGAGAGGCACCGGGAGAAGACCUGGACGUGGUGGCGGUGGCGGCCGGGGUGGAAGAAGAGGGAGGGGAAGUGGCCAGCAAGGUGCUUCGAGAGCAGAGGCUGGGACAUCUACCACCACAGCGGCUGCUUCGUGCGCAAGUAUUGUACCCGCCGUCGCACCCCUACCGAAGCCCGAGGUGGAUGGUCAAGUUGAAAGCUUGGUUGAUGCGGUGUUGAGGGCAAAAGAGGAGUUGGAAAAGCCUGUCGAGGAGAGUGUUGUGCGCGCGAAGCCUGUUAGGAGUGCACGAAAUAAGGAACAGCAACAGGUGCAGCCAGUGCAGCAAGGCCCAGAGGCUGCUGACCCAGAUACAAAGGUAGGCCUGGGCGAGGGUGGGUAUGGGUCACUGCAGCCUACCAGCUAUUGGUCUGUACCUGAGCAGAGAGACUUCCCAGAGUUAGUGGCGCAUUUUGGCAAGGAUUUUGAGGCCAUUUCUCAAUUUAUGAAGACUAAGACCCCUACAAUGGUCAAAAACUACUUCCAGCGCCGUGUUGACUCUGGGAAGACGGAACUAGAAGAAGCUGCAUUGAUAGCCGAAGCCAAGAAACUACGCGGCGAGCCCACUGGACCCCUACCGACCCCGAGUGUUAGCUCAAAGCGACGGUAUGAGGCUACCCCGUCGUCGGUUGCGCCACGAACUCUAGCACCCAAUACAGAAAACGUCGACGUGAUGGACAGAGCGCUAGCGCCCAAGGGCAAGCCAUCUGUCAUCAGUAUGCCACCUACACCAGCUGUAUUACAACCACGUCAUGGUAUGGAGAAGGAACGGUCGCAGCCAAAAUUAUACCCCCUGGUUCAGGCUCCUGCAAGUCAGCCCAACCUCGCUGCCAACAAUGAUGAGCUCCACCAACGUUCUGUUAGCACUUCGCAAUUGCCUCCGUCUCAUCGCAGUCAGCAAGGACCUCGGAUGGGAUAUUUCACUGAUGAGCGUAGAGAAAACCGUCCUCCAGGAUCUCAUGUUAACAUCGCAGCUCACAUGCCAGAGCAGGACAUGAAGCCAAUAUCGCAUUCAAUGACAGGUCAAGCAACCACUGGUAUGCCACUGCAGACACUUCAACGACAAAAUCCAAACGUUGUGCCCCAAAUCCAAGACCUAGGAGAAAUCCCACGCUACGCACCGUUGUCACAGCCACCCACAUUCCCUCAAGGGCCCUACCUGCAGCCGCCGGGCAGUGCACGCAACACUUCGGCCUCACGGACACAUUCUCGUCGCUCAAGCCGCACGAUCACUUCUGCCGUUACUUCUCCUGUUCAGAGGCACAUUAAGCUCGACGCCGACCCAAGUGGUAUUCCAGCCAUGGAACGGACCGCACCAAUAGGCCCAUCAGGGUACCUGACUCCCGGCCAUCCAGCGUCUGUCCGACAAGGCCCUACUCUUACCCCACCUACGGACCAUGGCCGACCGAGGAUAGCUACCGCACCAGCCGCACCAGCCGCGCCAGAGCCUCCGCGUAAUGUUCCUGCGAAACGUUCAAAUAUCAUGAAUAUCCUUAACGAUGAGCCGGAAGAACCCCAGCCACGAAAACGGUUCGCAAGCGACCAACCAAAUCCGGCUGCUAUUGGACCGCCCUCACCUUCACGGCCUGUGUAUCAAGGACGUCAUUCGUCAUCAGCACAGCCGGCUCCUGAGGAUCAACAUCACUAUCAAAGGCAGCAGCAGUAUUAUUCCAGUUCCUCUCAGCAGUCACAACAGCAGCAGCAGCAACAACAACAACAACAACACCAAGCACAAGCGCAAUCCGGAGCUAGUGGGCAGUAUGCAGACACUUCUUCUAACUCGACUCGAGGAUCUACUACCCAGGACUGGAUGGCAAGGUUUGAUCCUCGUGAACAACAGCAAUCGCACUCCACUUCGUCCACCCCCUCAAUUUCGAGAUUGCCUAGUUAUAGUCAUGGAUUCUCUGGCUCUGGACCCCAUACACCCCACUCCAUAUCAGGCCUCCAACAUUUGUCCGACCAACCUCAAUCUGUUUCCCAGCAGCGUCAAUCAUAUUCUCAUCAGGCCUUGCAGCAGCCACCUGUGCAGGGAUUACCGGACCGCAGCCAGCAGCCACAAUCACAUCUAGGCCCCACAGACCGCGAGUCUCCAGGUCCUCGUCAUAUUCAAGCCCACCCACACACGCGAUCGCCUGUUCAGCGACAUAAUGCGCCAUAUGCAAGUAAAGUUUCGCAACCGCGUUCUGCUUCGCCCAUGCCAUCCGGCCCUGGUGGCAUGAAUCCGCAUGUGAGCCAGAUGUCAGGGUUCAAUCAAUCUGGAGGUGCCCAUCAUAAAUCUUCCCAGAGCCAGCAUCAACCAGGACCGCCGCACCUGCUGUCCCAACCCCACCAACAUGGAAUGCACGGAAAUAAUGGGUCACAAUAUAGUCCACACGUUCAGCCAUUGGCCUCGUCCACUUCCCGGCACCCGCCUCCGCAAUCUGUAAUACAACAAGAGCAGCAGACGCACCACCAGCACCAGCAUCAGCAUCACCACCACCACCAGCAUCAACACCACCAACAUCAACGCUCACAUCAACCACAACCUCACCAGCACCAUCAGCACCAGCAAUCACUUUCUCUCAGCCAACGUAGCAACUCUCCCUUUGGCCACAGUCCCCAUAUGUCUUCUCAGCAAGUCACCUCUCAUACGCAAGGGAUGCCUCGUACCGGAGGGUCAAUGUCGGCCUCCAGUACACCUAACCACCCAAGCAUGAGCAUAGGUAGAUCCUAUACCCCACCGUCGAACUUGGGUCAGCAUCAUCCCCAGGGUGGCUCCAGCAAUGGCCUGUCAUACCCAAAUACUUCAUCCCAUUCACUGCACCAGCCUGGCCAAGGGAACAACCCGCAUCAACAUCUACGGCCUCGUCACGGGUCAGGCGGGCCUCCACCAUCCGGACCAGGACACCAUAAUAUCUAUCCUCACGAACCCAGACAAUAA
Molecule: messenger RNA, 5580 nt
Organism: Microsporum canis CBS 113480
Lineage: Eukaryota; Fungi; Ascomycota; Eurotiomycetes; Onygenales; Arthrodermataceae
Product: MYB DNA-binding domain-containing protein
Exons: 4
Coding region: 1-5580 (1859 amino acids)
Biological process (GO): regulation of transcription by RNA polymerase II
Cellular component (GO): Set3 complex
Source: RefSeq, a predicted model, not a curated record